Dibothriocephalus latus is the source of this 294-nucleotide messenger RNA. The record is from the annotation of a GenBank genome assembly. Lineage: Eukaryota; Metazoa; Platyhelminthes; Cestoda; Diphyllobothriidea; Diphyllobothriidae.
AUGGUGAACAAGAUACCCCUGCCGAAGUUUGAUCUAAACUCACGGAUGCCGGUUCUGAUGCGUCGUUUAGAGACUGCUAAAAUGCGGAUUGCAGCCGGUGAACCCCCGACCGACGACGCAGAGGAGGAAUUUCGACGACUGCAACGAAGAUACAGAGUAGAACAGGAAAUCUUGGCGAAUGUGAAAAAGCAUAGGCUGAAGAGGGACCUAGAGGAGAGCGUCAACAGCGACGGAGUUUGGACUGCCGCUGAGGUGCGACCCAACGCAUACCUGGCAGACGGCCUGCAGAUCACG